AUGGCCGACUCGCCAGGCUCUUCCGACUUGUCAGACCCCCCUAGUGUGGAAUCCGACAACGAGGACCAGCUCAGCACCGCGGUCCCGUCCUCGCGACCCAGCGUGGAUAUCACCUACACCGAAACAGAGACCCUCGCGCCGCCCUCGAAACGACGCAAGACCGGGCCAAACACUCUCACCAGCCUCGAUCGUGCGCCAUCGUCGCAGCCGGAGCCCGAAGACGACAACAUCAGUCUGUCCUCGGACGGCUUCAGCAGCGCGCCAGGCUCGCCCAAUGACGAUGAAUACUCGCUGCGAGAACAGGCGCAGACGCUGUGUCUGUGGAGGGACUGUGACUUUGGAUCUGCAAUCAACAACGAUGAGUUAGUGAAGCAUGUGCAGACGACGCAUUGCGCGACGGGGGGCCCUAAGAAGAGCAAGUAUCUCUGUGAAUGGGGGGAGUGUCAGAAGAAGUCGAGCAGUCAUCCUAGCGGGUAUGCGUUGAAGGCGCAUAUGAGGAGUCAUACGAAGGAGAAGCCGUAUUAUUGUGCGCUGCCGGAAUGCGACAAGGCAUUCACCAGAUCUGACGCCCUGGCUAAGCAUAUGCGAACGGUGCAUGAGCCCGAGCCAGCGAAAGGAGGCCCAGGCUCCGUCAAUGAGCCGACACCAUCAGGGAAGAAGAGUCUCAAGAUCAAGCUCACGAAUGGCAGUGGCGCUGCCAAAACACCAUCAACUCCGCAAGACAUGGGCCCAACCCAUGACGAGGACGGCAACGAAAUCGAUCCAUCCCCCGCAAAGGACAACAUCACAUACAUCCCCGCCCACCACCCCAUCACGGGCCAGCCAGGUUUCAUGAUCCACUAUCCGCCAGACAUCCAAUUCACCGCGUGGGAGAGCAGCAUCACCGCCGACCAAUUGAUGAGACUGCUCCGGCGACAAGAACACUGGGCCCAACAAGAAGGCGAAGUGCUGAAGCAGGAGAUUGAGCGGAUGGAGGCGCAGAGGAGGGAGGAGUGGACUUUGAAGGAGGUUUUGCUGGAGGGGUUGUUGGAGGCGGAUCUGGCGCAGGCGGAGAAAGAUCAAGUACUCCGAAAUGUUGAUGGGCGGGUGAAAGAGGCGAUGCGGAGGGAUGUCGAGCCUGCGAAGAAGCUGGAGUGGACGGGCGGGGAGCCUGCAUGGCGGCGGGAGAAACUUGGAGGGGAUGAGAUGGAUGUGGACACGCCCGAUCGUCCUCGCGGGAGGAAUUCACCUUCGCCACCUCCGACUGGCGUUUCUGGCGGUGGAGGCUUCGAUGGCGACGCAGACCCUUACGACAAUUAUCUUGCUACUAGAAUGGCGGAGUAUGAAGAAAGGGAGAGGCUGCGAUCAAUGCAGAACACUCCCGCCAAAGCCGCGCAGGAGCAGCAGGCGGCUGAGCAAGACGCAGUCGGUGCGUUGAUGGGAUUGAAGGGUGGUGGUGACUAG
This is a messenger RNA of Zasmidium cellare ATCC 36951, 1443 nucleotides long. RefSeq lists its product as uncharacterized. Gene Ontology annotation, biological process: regulation of transcription by RNA polymerase II. The coding region runs from base 1 to 1443 and encodes 480 amino acids. The record is from RefSeq and is a predicted model, not a curated record. Lineage: Eukaryota; Fungi; Ascomycota; Dothideomycetes; Mycosphaerellales; Mycosphaerellaceae. The transcript is spliced from 2 exons. Gene Ontology annotation, molecular function: DNA-binding transcription factor activity, RNA polymerase II-specific; RNA polymerase II cis-regulatory region sequence-specific DNA binding. Gene Ontology annotation, cellular component: nucleus.